This is a messenger RNA of Mauremys reevesii (Reeves's turtle), 6041 nucleotides long. It is a transcript of the gene POLR1A, whose product is annotated as RNA polymerase I subunit A. The coding region runs from base 198 to 5324 and encodes 1708 amino acids. The transcript is spliced from 34 exons. Gene Ontology annotation, cellular component: RNA polymerase I complex. Gene Ontology annotation, molecular function: DNA binding; DNA-directed RNA polymerase activity. The record is from RefSeq and is a predicted model, not a curated record. Gene Ontology annotation, biological process: DNA-templated transcription. Lineage: Eukaryota; Metazoa; Chordata; Testudines; Geoemydidae.
AUGCCGGGAAGCAGGGGAGGUACCAUUUGCCUGUGUGGGGAGGCGGGAGAGACCCUUCUCCCGGAAGUGGCGUUGGUAUCGUCCAGUGACGGUCCCUCCCCCGAGUGUGGGCAGGCCGUUGGGGGCCGCGUGGUGCUCGUGGCUCCCUGUUGAGGGAGUCUCUGGAGCGGGAGGGGAGAGCGGCUUGAGCGCUCACCAUGGGGCCGCCCAGAGAGGUGCCGUGGCGGCGGCUGGCCGGUAUUUCCUUCGGGAUGUACACAGCCGAGGAGCUCAGGAAACUAAGUGUAAAAGCCAUAACCAACCCUCGUUACCUAGAUAACGUGGGCAACCCAGCAGUAAAUGGACUGUAUGAUCUGUGUUUGGGACCACCUGAUGCCAAAGAAGUUUGUACUACUUGUAUGCAGGACUUCAACAACUGCCCAGGACACCUAGGCCACAUAGAUCUGCCACUGACUGUUUACAAUCCUCUAUUUUUUGAUAAAUUAUACCUUCUGAUCCGAGGUUCUUGUUUAAACUGUCACUUGCUGACCUGUACUCGAGCUGUGGUUCACCUAUUGCUUAGCCAGCUGAAGGUUUUGGAGAAGGGGUUGCUUUAUGCGGUCUGUGAUCUUGAGGCCAUCCUGAAUAGGUUUUUGGAUGAAAACCCAGAUGCAACUGGUUUAGACAUUGAAGAAGAGUUAAAUUGUCAUGUGAAUGAAAUACUACAAAAUAAUCAACUAGGAGAUCAGUGCUCACAUGUAAAAAAUGUGUGUGAGUGUAGGAGUAAACUGAUUGCACAGUUUUGGAAACUGCAUAUGACUUCAAAAAGAUGCCCAAACUGCAAAUCUAGAAGAUCUCUGGUAAGGAAAGAGCACAAUAGCAAGUUGACAGUAACCUAUCCCACUGUGGUACAGCAGAAGUCUGGCAAAGAGGCCAUCUUGGAGGAACCAGCAAUUAUAGAUGAGACUCAGUUGGGGAAAAGAGGGUACUUGACACCCAUCACUGCCAAAGACCACAUUGUGGCUCUGUGGAAGAAUGAAGGUUUCUUUCUAAAUCACCUCUUCUCUGGUCUGGAGGUUGGUGAGAAUUCAGGAUUCAGCCCUGAUAUGUUCUUUCUAGAUCUCCUUGUGGUUCCACCUUCAAGGUAUCGUCCUGUGAAUCGGCUUGGAGACCAGAUGUUUACAAAUGGUCAAACUGUGAACUUGCAGGCUGUCAUGAAAGAUGUCCAGUUAAUAAGGAAGCUUCUGGCUUUCAUGGCUCAAGAACAAAGUCAACCAAUAAAGCUUGUAGAGAAUGAAAUCCAGAAGGUGACAGAUGAGCCGUUGGAAUCACUGGACCGUUCAGUCCUGGCUUUGAUCUCAGGACAGAGCACUGCAGAUAAACUGUACAACAUUUGGAUUCGUCUUCAGAGCCAUGUCAAUAUUGUGUUCGACAGUGACAUGGACAAACUAAUGACAGAAAAAUACCCUGGUGUCCGUCAGAUACUGGAGAAAAAGGAAGGACUGUUCCGUAAGCACAUGAUGGGAAAACGUGUGGAUUACGCUGCUCGGUCAGUCAUUUGCCCUGACAUGUACAUUGCUACCAAUGAGAUUGGUAUUCCUAUGGUAUUUGCUACCAAAUUGACUUACCCUCAGCCAGUAACUCCGUGGAAUGUCAAAGAACUGAGGCAGGCUGUCAUAAAUGGUCCAAAUGUUCACCCUGGUGCCUCCAUGGUCGUUAAUGAAGACGGGUCACGUACGGUGUUGAGUACAACCAGCCAGACCCAGAGGGAAGCCAUAGCUAAGCAGCUCCUCACUCCUUCCACUGGAGCCCCAAAACCAGGAAUGAAAAUUGUAUGUCGCCAUCUUAAAAAUGGAGAUGUCCUCUUACUGAACCGUCAGCCCACCCUUCACAGACCGUCCAUCCAAGCCCACCGGGCCAGAAUCCUGCCUGGGGAAAAGGUGCUGAGGCUUCACUAUGCCAACUGCAAAGCCUACAAUGCUGAUUUUGAUGGUGAUGAAAUGAACGCUCAUUUUCCUCAGAGCGAGCUAGGCCGGGCAGAAGCCUACGUGUUAGCCUGCACUGAUGAACAGUAUCUCGUUCCUAAGGAUGGCAAACCACUGGCAGGUUUGAUCCAGGAUCAUAUGAUCUCUGGUGCCAGCAUGACGAUCCGGGGCUGCUUUUUCACAAGAGAACAGUACAUGGAGCUGAUAUAUAGAGGACUGACAGACAAAAAGGGAAGAGUGAAAAUCCUUCCACCUGCCAUUAUGAAACCACAACGGUUAUGGACAGGAAAACAGAUUGUUUCUACGUUGCUAAUAAACGUAAUCCCUGAAAAUCAAAUCCCACUGAAUUUGUCUGGGAAAGCUAAGAUUGGUGGAAAAGCCUGGGUAAAAGGGCCCCAAAACAGAAUUCCUGGAUCUAAUCUUGAUUCAAUGUGUGAAUCCCAGGUUAUCAUUAGAGACGGGGAGUUACUUUGCGGGGUCUUGGACAAAGCUCACUAUGGCAGCUCUGCCUAUGGCCUAGUCCACUGUUGCUAUGAAGUCUAUGGUGGGGAAACCAGCGGCAAGGUGCUUACAUGUCUAGCUCGCCUCUUUACUGCCUAUUUGCAGCUGUACAGGGGAUUUACAAUGGGAGUUGAAGAUAUUUUGGUCAAACCCCAAGCAGACCACAGAAGACACCGAAUCAUUGAAGUGUCCACCCAUUGUGGUACCAGGGCUGUUAGAGCUGCAUUUAACUUGCCAGAAACUGCAUCAUGUGAAGAGAUCCAAGGGAAAUGGCAGGAUGCCCAUCUCCACAAAGACCAGAGGGAUUUUAAUAUGGUUGAUCUGAAAUUCAAGGAGGAAGUAAAUAAUUACAGCAACGAGGUUAACAAGGCGUGCAUGCCCCUUGGUCUCCACAGGAGCUUCCCAGAGAACAACUUGCAGUUAAUGGUGCAGUCAGGAGCCAAAGGAUCCACUGUAAAUACAAUGCAGAUUUCGUGCUUGCUGGGUCAGAUUGAGUUGGAAGGUCGAAGGCCCCCUCUGAUGGCAUCUGGUAAAUCAUUGCCUUGUUUCCAGCCUUAUGAUUUUUCCCCUAGAUCAGGGGGAUUUGUGACUGGCAGAUUUCUCACAGGCAUCAAACCUGCUGAAUUCUUCUUUCACUGCAUGGCUGGCAGGGAAGGUCUGGUGGAUACAGCUGUCAAAACCAGCCGAUCUGGAUACCUUCAAAGGUGUAUCAUAAAGCACUUGGAAGGGCUGGUAGUUCAGUAUGACCUGAGUGUGAGGGACAGCGAUGGCAGUGUGGUGCAGUUCCUUUAUGGUGAAGAUGGGCUAGAUAUCCCCAGGACCCAGUUCCUGCAACCCAAGCAGUUUCCUUUCAUUGCAGAGAACUAUGAGGUGAUACAGAAGUCUAAACACAUAGAUGAAGUUUUAUCCAAGAUGGAUCCUCAGCAAGCAAAUCAACACUUCAGGGCUAUCAAAAAGUGGCAUGCCAAGCAUCAAGUUUCUUUGCCAAGGGAAGGAGCUUUUCUGCAGUAUUCUCAGAAAAAAAUGGCAAGAGUGAGGGAACAGACCCUAGGAGGGGAGAUCAUAAAUGGCAGAGACCCGGCAACCCUACAGUUACUGAAGAUGUGGUAUGAACUGGACGAGAAGAGCCGGAGAAAAUAUCUAAAGAGGACAUCUAAGUGUCCUGACCCCAGCCUGGCUGUCUGGCGUCCAGAUAUUUAUUUUGCAUCUGUUUCAGAAGCAUUUGAAAGUGAGGUAGAGAAUUACAUCAGUGAAUGGAAUGCUCAGAACAACAGCAACUAUGUAAAAUCAGAGCUUUCUUGUGAUAGAUUAAACAACUUGUUGCAUUUGAAGUGGCAAAGGUCCCUGUGUGACCCAGGAGAGGCUGUGGGUCUCCUUGCUGCUCAAAGCAUUGGGGAGCCUUCCACGCAGAUGACUCUAAACACCUUUCAUUUUGCUGGCAGAGGUGAAAUGAAUGUCACAUUGGGUAUUCCAAGGUUGCGGGAGAUCCUGAUGGUAGCUAGUGCUAACAUUAAAACUCCAAUGAUGAGCGUUCCUGUGCUUAGUACCAAGAAAGCUCACAAGAAGGUGAAAAGGCUUAAGAAACAGUUUACAAGAGUGUGCUUAGCCGAGGUCUUGCAAAAAGUUGAAGUUGAGGAGUCUCUGUGCAUAGAAGGGAAACUAAGCAAACACCGUCUCUACCAAAUCAAAUUUUAUUUCCUGCCAUACGAAUACUAUCGGGAGGAGAAGUGUCUGAAGCCGAGGGACAUCUUAUACUUCAUGGAAACACGGUUCUUUAAAAUCUUGCUGGAAACAAUUAAAAGGAAGAGUGCAAAGCUGGCAUCUUUCAAUGUGGUCAAUACUCGUAAGGCAACUCGGAGGGAUCUAGAUGGCAGUGGUGGAGAAUCCCAAGAAAACCAGGCACAGGAUGAUCAUGAAGCUGAGGAAGAGGAAGCAGGGAGGCUCGUUGAUGGUGAAGCAGAUGAAGGAGAUGCUGAUGCUACAGAUACAAAACGAAGAGAGAAGCAGGAAGAAGAGGUUGAUUAUGAGAGCGAGGAAGAGAACAGUGAGGAAAAUGGUGACGAAAAUGCAGAAGAGGAAGAAGGCAUGUUGCAUGAUGAUAAAAGGGCUGAGGAUGCUGAAGAAGGGGUUCAGAAUGAAAAUAAUUGUCAGACUAAAAAAGAAAAAGGACCCAAACUAGAGCAUUCAACACAGCUAAGAGUUAGUGCUGUGAUGAGCAGUCAUCCGUCUAUAGUCAACUACACAUAUGAUACAGAAAAUGAGCUCUGGUGUGAGGUUUCACUGAAGCUUCCUCUGAUGAAGGCAUACUUUGACCUCUCCUCCAUCCUAACAUCCCUCAUGCAGAACACAAUUGUCCAUGAGACAAAGGGGAUCACGCGGUGCUUCUUAAAUGAAAGCACCAAUAAGAAAGGAGAGAAAGAAUUUGUUUUAAACACCGAGGGAAUAAACCUCCCAGAGCUAUUCAGAUACGCUGAUCUUUUAGACCUAAGCCGACUUUAUUCCAAUGACAUUCAUGCAAUGGCUAAGACCUAUGGAAUUGAGGCUGCCCUGAGGGUGAUUGAAAAGGAAAUUAAAGAUGUGUUUGCUGUGUAUGGUAUUGUGGUAGAUCCUCGGCACCUUUCUCUUGUGGCAGAUUACAUGUGUUUUGAAGGUGUUUACAAACCACUGAAUCGUUUUGGAAUGCAGUCCAACUCCUCCCCUCUGCAACAGAUGACGUUUGAAACCAGCUACAAAUUUUUGAAGGAAGCGACAAUGAUGGGUGCCCAUGAUGAGCUGAGAUCUCCUUCUGCAUGCCUGGUGGUAGGAAAAGUUGUCAGAGGAGGGACUGGUUUAUUUGACCUCAAGCAACCCCUUACAUAGUGUUUUGCCUCUAUUAUUUAAAAAAAAAUUAAGUGUGGCUAUCACAAGAGAUGUACAUGCACUGCAGUUGUUUGCAAAGCCUUUGCUGAAAUGUCAAAACCAAUGAAAGUUUGUACAAGUCCAUUAAUGAUACCUUUGGGGUGUGAAGGCAUUCUGUAUAAUGUAUCUCCAGUUUUUCUCUUGAUCACCAAUGGGUUCGUAAACCUAACUAAGUGAUGUACUUUGACUGUAAAGUAUUUGAUGGGAAUGUUCAUGCCUAAAAACUCUCCUCUGGCCUAGCACCCUUCCUUCUCUCCCUCUGCCACCUGUUCAGUAGUGAUCAAAAUUAAAUUAUUGUUAUACACCGGAGAGAGAUGAACAAUGCUGUGUGUGUCUGAUUAGGAGCCAGGUGCAUUUGACAUGGACAAUUUCAAGGGGAGAGUCUGCUUGCAUAUCUGAGGUGUUUGCGGCAUUUCCAGUCUGUCUGGAUAGGCCUUGGGUACCACAUUGCUCUGUCACAUGAUAACUGUACCUAAUCUUAUUUUAAAUUGGUUCUGAGACAAACUCACAAGUGGGCCUGAGGAGCACUGUGUUGACAGGAAUGAAACUUGUGUGCUGGAGACAAGUCCUGUUCUUUUAUUGUAUUUAUUUGUACUAUACUGUUAUGAUUUUUAAAGAGAUACAGGGCACCUUUCCCUCUUCGCUCCAGUCAUUAAAAAGAGUGUCUGUUUCAAUUAA